Messenger RNA from Brassica rapa (field mustard), 2446 nucleotides. RefSeq names its product ADP-ribosylation factor GTPase-activating protein AGD10. Gene Ontology annotation, biological process: COPI coating of Golgi vesicle. Gene Ontology annotation, molecular function: GTPase activator activity. The record is from RefSeq and is a predicted model, not a curated record. Lineage: Eukaryota; Viridiplantae; Streptophyta; Magnoliopsida; Brassicales; Brassicaceae.
ACAUCCUGUAAUAUUGAAUACUUUUACAUUUAUAUUUAAACUAACCAUAGCCAACGUAAAUAAUCCAUUUUCAAGUAGAAUUGAACUUGUGAUUUCGAAUACUCCCAAGAACCCUUACACCACCUCUUAUGCACAUGAAGGCAUGUUAUUGAUAAUUGGUAUAUAUGCGUGUGCUUGUGUACUGAUAAACAAAAUGACGAGGGUUUAUUUCAUACAUGUAACUCAUUAUAAUAUUUCAAUCAUUCUCCCUCUCUGUUUCUUCUUUAAGAGCUAUGGACUACAAUAUAUUAACAUGUAGUAAGGCACAAGUGAAGCUCAAUGCAUCUUCACUGCUACAAUGAUAUCGGUUCAGUCACCAUCCCUCGCAAAGUUGAGCAAAUCAUGCUAUCCAAGCUUAUAUUACACGCGUAUUUAUCGUCAAACGUGAUGAGAUGAGAUGCAUGUGUCUUUUUAUGAAAGGUUUUGAUAUAUAGAGAUUAGUUUUUUACAAUAAUCUAGCUAGGGAUUUUGUGUUAGUUCUUUUGUUUUCUGAAUAUAAACUUUGUAUAAUAUUUAUAUUAUAUAUUAAAAAAAACACUUUGUAUAAUGUUUAAAUUAGAAUUUUUAAAUACUGAUUUCGGAAAGAAAAAAAAUAGGCUGAAAGAGUUGAGCUCCACGGUUUAAAACAAAACAAAAAAAAAGAAACAAAAUAUACAAAGCGUUAAUUAACUACCUCUCGUAAUGAGGUAAAUGCAAAAAUGGCUCGUUGAGUUAACAACCUCUCGUUACCGUUAAGACUCCUACAAAUUAAAACGCGCGAGAGAUGAUUUAAAAGGUUAUUUCAGUCAUUUCACAUUACCCAAAUGUUACGUAACCUUCUCUAUUUAUAAACCCCUCGAUUUCUUGCGCAAAUCUCCAAAAAGAAUAAAACUAAAAUCACUUUUUCGCGUCUCAUUGAAUUCAAAAAGUUUUCAAAUCUCCGGAACUUUAUUUCUGGAGAAUAAAUAGUUUCCUCCUUACAAUGGCGUCAGAGAAUCUGAAUGAUAAGGUUGCUGUCUUCAAGAAGCUAAAAUCAAAAUCUGAUAAUAAGAUUUGUUUCGACUGCAAUGCAAAGAGUCCAACAUGGGCUUCCGUUACUUACGGGAUCUUUCUAUGCAUCGACUGCUCUGCUGUUCAUCGCAGUCUUGGCGUCCACAUCAGCUUCGUCAGGUCAACAAAUCUAGACUCAUGGAGCCCUGAGCAGUUGAAGAUGAUGGUGUACGGAGGAAACAGCAGGGCGCAUGUCUUCUUCAAGCGGCACGGUUGGAGCGGAGAAGGUAAAGCCGACACUAAGUAUACCUCCAGAGCUGCUGAGUCCUACAAACAGACUCUUGCAAGAGAAGUUGCCAAAAGCAACGCCGAGGAACUUCUUGAUUUGCCUCCUCCUGAUUCGACGACGAAGCAAGUGCCCAAUGGGCUCUCCACCAUCAAAACCACUGAAGAAGCUCCUAAAGAGAGUAUUAAUAAUAAUACGAAGGUUCCCGUCUCACCGAGAGUCUCUAAGUCCGUUAAGAAACCUCUUGGUGCUAAGAAGACAGGCAAAACAGGAGGACUUGGUGCCAGGAAGCUCACUACUAAGUCGAGCGAGACACUUUAUGAUCAAAAGCCUGAGGAAUCUGUUGUUGUACAAGCGGCUUACUCAUCAGCUAACAGUUCACCAUCGGCUAAGUCAGCUAGGUCAUCGUUUUCCUCUCGUUUUGAUUACGCGGACGGUGUUCAAACAAGAGAGCAAUACAUGAGCAAUGGACCUCAAGUGUUUGGUCAUGUAGCUCCACCGAAAUCAACAGGCUUCUUUGAGGAGUUUGAGAUGAACGGGUUUCAGAAGAAACCAAUCACAAGUUCCUCAAGAAUUCAAGAGACAGAUGAAGCGCGAAAGAAGUUCUCUAACGCGAAAUCAAUCUCCUCUGCUCAGUACUUUGGUAAUGAGAAUAAUGCCAUGGACCUUGAGGCCAAGAGUUCAUUAAAGAAGUUCUCCGGUUCAACAGCAAUCUCUAGUGCUGAGCUGUUUGGAGAUGAUGAUGGAGAUUUUCCUCUGGAUCUCUCCGCUGGUGAUCUUAUCAACCGCCUCUCUCUCCAGGCUCAGCAAGACAUGUCGUCGUUGAAGAACAUGGCAGAGGAGACAAAGAAGAAGCUCAGCUCUGUUGCUUCCAGCUUAUGGGUCUGAAAGGUUUAUGUUUUAAUUAUCUUAAGACUCAAUCCAAUGCACAUUCAUUUUCUUUUUCUUAUACCCUUUACCAUUUCCAAGUCAUUUGAUUCUAUUCUUGUACUAGGGGGAAAUUAUAACGCAAACUAUGUUUUGUUUUAUUGAAAAUAUCAAUAUUUUGUACAAAUGAGAUUAUGUUUUUGUAAAAUUGUCAUUAAAUAAAAAUAUGUGGUGUACAUGAACAAAAGUCUUAUGAGAUUAAUGAAACUCAACGUGUUUGCGUUU